AUGGCAAAAGUGGGUACCAAUGAAGAGUCGGUUGUCCACAAUCCACCUAGUGAACCGAAAGUGCCUUUCAUCAGGAGAAAACUAAUAAAGAUUCCAGUAGCAGUGAAUACAAUAAGUCGGAAACCAAAGGAGAAACCUAAACAAGAUUGCCAAAAUCAAGAAAACUCUAUUCCAAAUGAGAAUAAUGAUGAAAAAACUAAAGACAAUAUUGUUGGGGUAUCUUGUGGGGGUAAUAAUAAAAUAGAUGAUAGUAUUGAGAAAGUUCCUGUGGAAGAUUUAAUAGAAAUUAAUCAUAAUUUAGAUGAAACAGAUUUAACAUCACAAAACCCUAAUUCUUCUACACCUAAGGAAUGUGUUGGAACUGACAUAAAAAAAUCACCUGUUAUUCUCAACUCUAUUACUGCACAUUCAGAUACUGAAUACCCUCCACCACCACCAAGUCCAAAUAAAAUAAAUAGGACUAGAAUAAAGGCUGUACCCAGGUUAGAUUAUCGGAAAGCUAGUUUUAGUGCUAGUGAAUCUGAAGAUGAAAGUAGGAAGAAUAAUAGAAUCAGAAAUGAUUCAGUUUGUUCUACAACUUCUGCAAUUGCAGAAUCAGUCACAGAAUGCUUUUCUCCUCAAAGACCCAAAGAGGUACCAACUGCAGCACCAAAAAAAUGCAUACGUUCAGAACAAACAAGGAAACUUGCAGAGGCUAGGAGGGAAUUUCAACGAAAAUUUGGGCCAAAUAAACCAGAUAGACAUAAACUUACUAUGAUGGACCUAAUUUUUUAUAAUCCAGAAUCAAAUCAUAUGUUGGAAGGUGAUAAGAAAAUUGAAGACAACCCCAAAGAGGAAAUUGAUGUAGAUGAUCCAAAAACUGAAGUUAUUGAUCUGUCAGAUGAUACUUCUAAAAAUGAAAAGGAAAAUGAUGAGGAAAGUGCAGUGCCUGUUCCUCAAAUAAAAAUCGGACCAUCUGGUGAAAUCAUCAUUGAUGAACAGAGUUUAGUGAUUGAGAGGAAAGAGGUGAAAAAACAAAUUGAGGAAAUGGCAAAAACAAAAAUAGUUGAUGGUGAUUUUGACACAGGUUAUGGUAUCUAUAAAAAGCACAAAAGAUCGAAGAAAUGGAGUGAAUAUGAAACAAUUCGAUUUUACAAAGCUAUCAACAUAAUUGGAACAGAUUUCUCAUUGAUGUGUGAACUGUUUCCAAACCGAUCUCGCAGAGAACUCAAAAUGAAAUUCAAGAAGGAAGAGAAUUUGAAUAAAGGUCUGAUGAACAGGGCAGUAAUGCAUCCAGGUGAUUUUGAUUUUGACGAAUUGAAGAAUGAAGUGGAUUUAGAAGAAAAAGAAAUGCAGGAGAAGCUAAAACAAAAGGAAGAUGAGCUAAAACAAAGAGAAGCAGAUAGAAAAUUGACCAAGCAGAAGAUGGCCAGAAGAGCAGAAAAGAGGAAAAUCGCAGAAAAAGAGAAAGAAGCAAACUUCAAACUCAACAAACCGCCCAAACCGAAGCCGGAGCCCAGACCGCCCAAAAAAAUGAAGAAAUUCAAACGGGCCAGAAACGAUUCGUUUGUGGAGGACAGCGAUGCAGACGAAUCUGAUCUCGCCACUCACAGCGAAUCUGACGACGAGAUCGUCAUGCCUCAAGGUCCCACGAGGUCUGGCAGGAUGCCGAAAUCCGUGCGCAAGUACGACGACGACGACGAGGAGGAGCGCCUCGCGACCGUCGAGAGCGUGCUGUCGAGGGCGAGAGCGCCUGCGGCCGCUGCUCCGGCCACCGUCGAGCCCGGGUCGAUCAUGAUCGUGACCGAGACGGGGCCGAACGGCGAGCCGGUCUACAAGAUCUUCAUGGUGACGCCGGAUCACAACGCCAUGCCGGUGCAGCUGUCCACGGAUUUUGUCAGCAAGGCGCUCGAGCUGAAGAAAGGUGUGACAGCGAAAAAUAUCAUGACGAUAUCAGCUUCGGUAACCGAUGAUGAGACGGAGAAGCCUGUGGUGGAAAACAACAUAACCAUACCGGCCGACGAGAAUGUGACUACGCUGAAGAGCGAGUUGAGCGAGAGCGAGGAAAAGUAUAUCGUUGGUGGGCCUGGGAUUGGUAGCGAGGUAGAACUUUGAAUGUUUGAAUACCAUCACAAAGGAAUGAAUUCAUUUGGAGACUAAUAGUAUGAAUUUUGAAAAUUUUGAAUUCAUUAUCUCCAAGAAAUGUUGGGUAGGUUGCGUUCGGCUCAAUUUUUGAUUAACCCAAUUUUCGAUUCGCCCACCAUCUCCGAAUAUACCCGAACGAUGCGUUGUUGCCAAAUCUGAUUGAAGAAUCAUUCUGGGCUUAUCAUUAUUGAAUAUUCAAAUUUUUUGAUACACAUAAUAUGUAUGUAUGGUACAUAUUUCGAUUUGCUCAAAUUUCGAUUUACCCAAUAUUCGAUUCACCCAAAAAAUAUUCUUUUCUGCACAAGCAAGGAGAUAACCUUCUCCAAACUACCUAACCUAACCUACCUAACUCGGCCUAAACGGACGUUAUUCCUAGAAAGUAUAUUUUUCGCAUGCUUAAUUACUU
This is a messenger RNA of Phaedon cochleariae (mustard beetle), 2530 nucleotides long. NCBI's taxonomy places the organism in Eukaryota, Metazoa, Arthropoda, Insecta, Coleoptera, Chrysomelidae. The record is from the annotation of a GenBank genome assembly.